UUUAUUGAAAGAAUCGACCUAUUUUAUCACGGACGGAGGGACGACUCUCAGGGCUGCGUUCUCUGGAAAAACAGAUACCGGGGAAACCCUUAUCAGCGUGGGUGAUAAAUCGCACCUUGGCUGAUGAUUGACUCCCGUGGCAAAGAUGACCCGACCAGGAUUCUCUGCCCCGCCCACUGUAUUAAUUCAGCCGGCGAGUGGGACUGCUGGGAUUUUGCUGCAAGUCGCGAAGGCCGGUGUCUGUGUCUGCUGCCGCCCGCUUCAUUCAACCACCGCCAUGAGGGAGAGAAGGACUCCUCAGCCAGUAGUGGCCCGCUGCAAGUUGGUUCUGGUGGGGGAUGUACAUUGCGGCAAGACGGCCAUGCUUCAGGUGCUGGCCAAAGACUGCUACCCGGAGACAUACGUGCCCACUGUUUUUGAGAACUACACAGCAUGCCUGGAAACGGAGGAGCAACGGGUGGAGCUCAGUCUGUGGGACACAUCUGGAUCCCCAUAUUACGACAACGUGCGCCCCCUGUGCUACAGUGACUCAGAUGCUGUUUUGCUCUGUUUUGAUGUCAGUCGCCCUGAGACCAUGGAUAGUGCAAUGAAGAAGUGGAAGACUGAAAUCUUGGACUAUUGUCACAACACCCGUGUGCUGCUGAUAGGAUGCAAGAUAGACCUGCGUACUGACUUCAGCACCCUGAUGGAGUUGUCUCACCAAAAGCAAGCCCCGGUAUCUUACGAACAGGGUUGUUCUGUAGCCAAGCAGCUGGGAGCAGAAAGUUACCUGGAAUGCUCCGCCUUCACAUCAGAGAAGAGCGUCCACAGCAUCUUCCGGACGGUGGCCUCCCUCUGUCUCACCAAGCCUGGCCUCCCAGGGCCCCCCAAGAGCCCCGCCCGAAGUUUUCCCAAGAGACUUCUCCGCCUUCCCAGCCGAUCGGAGCUCAUUUCUUCCACUUUUAAGAAGGAGAAAGCAAAAAGCUGUUCCGUCAUGUGAAGGGCUGGCUGCAGAGGGUGGUGAUGGAACUGCUGCGGACUCUGGGUCUCCGGGUGGCCCCUCCAGGGUGGGAUUCAGGGAAUGGCUUGGCUCCUCCAAGCCAGAGCUGGAAAGUUCAGAAGGAUCCAGUUUCCCUCUCUUCCUGCUAUCCAAGGAGGAGGGGGAAACGGCAUAACAUGGCCGGACGGCUCAAAUGAAGAUCGGUGCAAGACUUGUCUGCUUUGUAAGUCUUGGGGUUUGGCACAGCAACAUCUUGGACGGUAGCAGCUCUGGUGACUAUUGCGCAUAUUUGAAGGAACUGAAAAAAAAAAAAUCACCACCACUAUCCUGCCUUGCCACUGCACAGUUAAUAUCUUCCUUUGGCCCUAGGUCAUCACAUCCAUCUGCUGCUUGUCAAUUGCCUGUUGGAUGCGGACUGAGUGCAAGCGUCUCUCCUUUCUCCCUCUAUGCUGACACAUGUACCCCUCUGUAUCCAGGAUACAGGUGCCCAGACAUCCAUCCUCGCGGAGAUAAAGCUGGGUGGGAGGAGAGAGUGACCUAUUGAUCUUGUGCAUAUGUGUGGAAAGAAAAGAAAUAUUGAAGGGGGGGGGAGGGAAGAUUUGUGAAAUGUUCAGUGUUAUUAAAAGAGAACUUAUUUAUUAAUGAAAAUAUAAUACAGAUUAACCGUCUUAUUCAAAGGGCUUUCUUCUUUGCCAUCACCUCUCUUCUGCUGUCCCAGUGAUAGAAGGAACAAGGAGAAACUAUUUUACAAAAGUUUGAAUUCGAUUCCUUUUCCUGAUAUCCCGCCUCCCCCCUGCCUUUGGGGUUGGUUUCUAUUGUUCUAGCUGUGGGUCAAAGUCUUAAAGUAAUCUUCCAAAUGACUCUAUCAAGAAAUUCUGGGAGCUACCUGAUGUAGCUUUAGUCAAUCAAAGUAAAGGAAAUCGGCUGGAUCUGGGAUAGGCGACACAUGCGGCUUUUAAAUCCCAACUCCCACCAAUCCUAGUCUCUGGCCCAUAAGGAAGGAUGCUGGCAGUUGCACUCAAUAGCUUUUGGGAGGCUCCUUCGUUUUGGUUCCUGAAACAUAAACAUUUUAUUUCAGAUUCCCAGGCCAGGAUUUUGCUGUAUUUUUAAUUUGGAGAUCUAGUCUGCAAACACUGCUAUACUGAAGGCCCCUGAUUUUAAACAGAGAUCUUCAAUUUAAACCACAUCUCCUUUCUGUAUGGUGAUUGUAAAUUGCCCCAAUAGCUCUUGUGGGCUAAUUGUGGCCUGGUUUUAAUGGACAAACUGAUCCUCUAUCCAAUAGCAUCUGAACUAUGUUUCUGGUUGCAAGUAUCCUGUAAAUGCUAAGGGCGCCAUGGCAUUUGAAGACUUUAAAAUGCCGGAUUGAUACAACCACCAGAGUAGGAGAAGUCCUUUGGUUCUGGGGAAAAAAACACAUUGCUGCAUCUAUCGUAGCAGCCCAUCUACUAAUUGUAUGUUUAUUUAGAUUUUAUUUUGUUGAGUUCAAAGCAUAUCUAGCACUUUUCUUCCCCCCCCCCUGCAUUUCCCCAAGAUAAUCCUGUGUUAUCCUGUGAAUGUUUAUCAUGGAAGAGGCCACUAUACAGUGGAAGAGGGCUUAUUCUCUUGUAUGACAAGUACAGGUAGUCCUCAACUUUACGACAAUUGAACCCAAAAUUUAUGUUGAGUUUUGCCCCAUUUUAUGAUCUUGCCACAGUUAUUAAGUGAAUCACUGCAAUUGUUAAAUUAGUAACCCGGUGGUUAAGUGAACCUGGUCUCCCCAUUGACAUGGCUUGUCAGAAGGUUGCAAAAGGUUAGGUUAUCACAUGUCUUCAGGACACUGCAGCCAUCAUAAAUAUGAGUCAAUUGCCAAGGGUCUGAGUUUUGAUGACAUGAUCAUGGGGAUGCUGCAAUGAUUGUUAAAUGUGAAAAAUGGCCAUCAGUCACUUUUUUUAGUGCUGUUGAACUUUGAACCUCGCUAGAUGAAUUGUAAGUUGAGCACUACCUGUAGCCUUCCUUGGAGAAAUGAUCUAUAAAUAGUUGCUUAUUUGGAUAUGGGACCAGGUCUUUUUUUUUCCUAAUGGAUUCUUAUAAAUACUUUUGCUUCAAGCAGUUGUUGAUGCCUGAUGCUCACCUGCCAAUGGUUAAGCUUCAUGACCCAUUAGAAAUGUUUUGCAACAUAGGUGCAGACCCAAAAGGAUACAUAUGAAUGCGUCGCACAAGAGUAGUGGUGUUGGUUUAUUUAACUUUACAUUUGAUGAGGUCCUUUUC
This is a messenger RNA of Ahaetulla prasina, 3226 nucleotides long. It is a transcript of the gene RND1, whose product is annotated as Rho family GTPase 1. The coding region runs from base 146 to 979 and encodes 277 amino acids. Lineage: Eukaryota; Metazoa; Chordata; Lepidosauria; Squamata; Colubridae. Gene Ontology annotation, molecular function: GTPase activity; GTP binding. The transcript is spliced from 6 exons. Gene Ontology annotation, biological process: small GTPase-mediated signal transduction. The record is from RefSeq and is a predicted model, not a curated record.